UUUAUUGGUGGUAAAAUGUCCACGUCAGAAUCUGGUGUGGGAUGUAUUAGUGAAGUAACACUUGCAAUUAGUAAAGCAAGAAGUUCUCAAUCAGGCGCAGUAAGAGUAUUGGAUAGUCCGGACUCUGAUGGAUCUGGCCAUUCAAAUUCAUUUACUGUACAGAGAUUUAAUUAUCCUGAUAAUGACAAUGCAAAUUCAGAUAUUUUACAUCCUCCAUUAACUAGUGAUGAUGUGAGAAUACCAAUUGUUGGAUAUGAAGUUAUGGAAGAAAGAGCAAGGUUUACGGUUUAUAAAUUACGGGUGGAAUUAAAAAAUGGAGACUGUUGGUUUGUAUUUAGAAGAUACACAGACUUUGUUCGUUUAUUGUCACAGUUAAGAAGGCAAAAGAUUCCAAUUUCACAAUUAAGUUUACCAAGAAAAAAAUGGCUUGGGGAUAACUUUGCUCCAAGUUUUCUAGAAGAAAGAAUACGGGGUCUUCAAGCAUUUGUUAACGGAAUAUUAAGUAAUCCUCUUCUUAUAGGAACUGCAUGUGUCAGAGAAUUUUUUUGUUUAGAUGAACCACCUGCUUUAUCUGACACAGCAGAAGAAUCUAGAGCAAUUUUUGAAGCAUUAGAAGAUACUAUAUAUCACUUAAGACAGCAAUUAAGGGAAAGAGAUGCUGCACUUGCAGCUGAAACAGCUCUGUGUAAUGAAUUUCGAAAAAAGUUACAUCAAAUAUUAAGGUACAAAAAUAAGGUACAGUGAUAUUCAUGAUAAACGGUAAUUAUCUAAAAUAUUAAAUUAAUAUUUCAGUGAAAGACAGACUUGUCCAAAAUGUGGAGUAUCUCAGCAAUAA
This is a messenger RNA of Heterotrigona itama, 835 nucleotides long. Lineage: Eukaryota; Metazoa; Arthropoda; Insecta; Hymenoptera; Apidae. The record is from the annotation of a GenBank genome assembly.